CUGCCCAAGUGCAGACUCAGGGCACGCAAACGAAUCGAGCACGCUCGGAUUUCUUGAAUUAGACCCGCGAGAAGAAACUGUUUAGAACCGCCACUCCCAUGGCUUCGAAAGGCGACAAGACGACGGGUCUGAAUCUAGUUAUGGCUCUUGCGGUGGUCCUGGCCAUGCUCUGUGCGCAAGCCACGGCCCAAUCCGGGUGCACCAGUGCGCUCAAGGGCCUCACGCCGUGCCUCAGCUUCGUGACGGGGUGCUCGUCCGCCCCAUCCUCCUCGUGCUGCUCGGAGCUGGCCAGCUUAGUCCAGUCGCAUCCGCAGUGCCUUCACACGGUCCUUGACGACGUUUCGUUGUCCUUCGACGUGACCCUGAACCAGGAGAAAAUACUCAGUGGUAACCUCGCCCUCAAGCUCCCCAGCGCCUGCAUUGUGCAGACCCUUGUUAGCAAGUGCAACGGUGAGUUUUGAGCACAAACCGAGCGUGGUUUCUCGUUUUCUCUCUUUCAAUGUUUAGUUUUCAAGGCGUCGUGCUUUCUGGGAUUUGAUGCUUCAACUUGUCGGCAGCUUCCGGCGGAACGGUUGAUCCAGUUGGCUCAACAGAGAGUUUUCCGAGCGACACAUCUGGUGCUACUACUAGUCCCUCUGGCUCAUAAGUUGAUCAUGUCACAUAUAUGCAUUUAAUUUGCAAUCAUGUGAAAGCCGAAAAUCGGAGUCAUCUUCUUUAAAUCGAUACACAGCACAUGAAAUAUUUGAGAUGAAUCCCAUACCAUACUGCUGAUCUUAAGGCUAAAAUCCAUGAAGGAUACGCUCUAGGCUGAUCCUUCAGUUCCUAUUGAAUUCAAGAAACUCCUUAGACUACUUUCAUACGUUGAUAAUACGUUGGUACCGACCAAAAUGCGAAGAUCGAAUAACAUGUCGGAGUCAUGAAGCACAUAGAGCAAUGUCCAUCCUAACUA
This is a messenger RNA of Eucalyptus grandis, 949 nucleotides long. RefSeq names its product non-specific lipid transfer protein GPI-anchored 19-like. Gene Ontology annotation, biological process: lipid transport. The transcript has a single exon. The record is from RefSeq and is a predicted model, not a curated record. Gene Ontology annotation, molecular function: lipid binding. Lineage: Eukaryota; Viridiplantae; Streptophyta; Magnoliopsida; Myrtales; Myrtaceae. The coding region runs from base 99 to 461 and encodes 120 amino acids.